UCUGUCGCUCUGGAUCUCCGUUAAGGGCCGCAGUAUUUACAGAACCUGAACAUUAAACGAUGGACUGUAUUAACAGCUGGAGGACACCUCGCUGAUUCCUGCUCAGGAGUUCGGUGGUUCCGAAGCUUCGCGGCUCUAAUUGGGCCGCUGCGUCGUUAAAGUCCAGUUUUCCUCUGCAGCGUCAUCUGGACCGUUAAACAGAUGUAACCGGAUCAUCUGAUGAUCGUACGCAUCCCAACAGGAGAACUACGCACUUUUAAGCGCCUGCCCGGUCCUAUAGCGGAAUAAUUAAAAACGAUGAGCUCCAGGCGGGCCGGGUACGCGGCUAGCAUGGACGCCUCCCAGUCUAACGCUGGAAGCCGCAAACAGAGCAUCAUCAACAUCCCGGACAGGAUGGACACCAAAGCGGCGUACGGAGCCUCUCAGGGCGGCAUGACGGUUACCUCGCUGAAGUCCCGCCUGGCUCCGACCAUCCAGACCGCCAUGUCCGCCGCUGUUGACACUCUGCUGGGAGAGGUGGUGAUCGUGCUGAACGAGACCCAGCAGGAGCUUCUGCACAAGGAGCAGGAGAACCAGAGGCUGAAGGUUCGGCUGGAGGUGUCCGAGCGGGAGCUGAAGACCUUACAGGAGUGUCUGUGCAGCGCUCAGAAGCUCAUAGACCAGCUGCAGGUCUCCUACACGGGCCCCCAGCAGGUCAGCCAGUCGGUGUUUGCCCCCUCACUCUCUGCCAUGGCCUCUUUGACGCCGGGAUUGGACCGAGAGCACCAGAACCAAAGGAAUGUGAACGGGGCUGGCGUGGAUCUGGGUCUUGGAGGCUCCGUGGAUGAAUCUCUUCAAGGCUUUGAACCGAGAGAUGAAUACAAAAUGUGCCAGCUGUCAAUCCAGCCAGAUGGCUCUGUGACCAGCCACACUCUGGACUCCUUCUCACCCAGCUCCUCUCACAUGUGCUCAGAUACCAGAGGAUCAGAUGAGAGGCAGCCCCAGGGUCCCAGUGGAGCACCCAGAUUCGAGAUCAAAGAGGAACAGGGACUUCCUUCAGGUUCUGGUCAGCCUAACAGGAAGGACAGCCGAGAUGGAGACGGAUCAUCCCUUAACGUAGGGGACAUCGCUUACGGCCAGGUUGGAGGUGAAGGAGGUGCUCAGCGGUCGUUCUCCAACCAGCUUCGUCACCAAAGACUCAGCCGUGAAUGUGGGGGGCCCCCCCAACAGCAGGGAGGUCUCAACGAACAGAAACCUUUGCCCAGGACUUUUGUUGCGGGCAGAAGUGACACAGUUUCAACAGGCAGAGCUGAGGAGUCUGCUGGCCCUUCUGCCCCCGACAACGCCACGGAGCCCUCCAUCGACCGGCCUCACCGCUGCUUGGAGUGUGGCAAGACCUUCCGUCUGAUCUCCAGCCUGAAGAAGCACAUCCGCAUCCACACGGGCGAGAAGCCGUACCCAUGCGCAGUCUGCGGCCGUCGCUUCCGUGAAUCCGGAGCGCUCAAAACGCACCUGCGCAUACACACCGGGGAGAAGCCGUACUCAUGCUCUGAGUGCGGCAACUGCUUCCGCCACCUGGACGGUCUGCGCAAACACAGGCGCACGCACACAGGCGAGAAACCCUAUGUGUGCGCCAUCUGCGGGAAGCGUCUGAGUCGCCUGCAGCACCUUAAACACCACCAGCUGAUCCACACAGGGGAGAGGCCCUGCUGCUGCCCCUUCUGCAACCGCACCUUUAAGGAGCCAGCGGCCCUGAGGAAGCACGUCCGGACGCACCGUGACGAAGGAGGCCACAUGGCCAUCGGCCCCAUCGAGGAAACGGACCCAGAGGUCAUGGAUGACAUCCACAACCUCCACCCUGCUGCUCCCUCUCCUCAGAUGCGGUUCGAGGACUGGGGGCCCGAAGAGGAGGACGGCUCUGCUCAGGACUGUGUUUAGGGACCAGUGAAGAAGUGAUGACUGUGUUUGGAGAAAGACAAAGAAAGCACGGUAGAUAACAGACAUGUUUUUGUUCCAGUCUGCUCCUGACCUGGUUUGACAUCAGACUUUCAUGUUUCAUUUGGUUCCAUCUAAUAUUGGAUGGAUUUAUGGAGACCAACUAUCAGAAAUCACCUCUGGAUGCAGUUAACUUUAUAAACAGUCAGAACCCUGUGCGUUUGAAACAAAAUCCAGCUUCACAACACAUGUCAUCUAAAGACACUUUGCAGAGACAAUUCAACCAGAUCAUACAGUCAGACUGAUCAGAUGUUUCUAGAUAAGAAAAACCAGUUGAUUGCAUCGACUCAUUGACUCUAAGGCAAUCCCUUAGAAAUGUCUUGUUGUUUUUUAUUGUCUAGCACUGCAAUUAAUUUUUUCUAGGAUUCAAUAGAAAGUAAAUAUAGUCAACAAAUUCCACCUUUAUAGGCAAUAUAAAGGUAGAAUUUGUUAUAUACAGGUAAAA
Cyprinodon variegatus (sheepshead minnow) is the source of this 2419-nucleotide messenger RNA. RefSeq names its product zinc finger protein 628-like. The coding region runs from base 298 to 1917 and encodes 539 amino acids. The record is from RefSeq and is a predicted model, not a curated record. Gene Ontology annotation, molecular function: RNA polymerase II cis-regulatory region sequence-specific DNA binding; DNA-binding transcription factor activity. The transcript is spliced from 2 exons. Gene Ontology annotation, biological process: regulation of transcription by RNA polymerase II. NCBI's taxonomy places the organism in Eukaryota, Metazoa, Chordata, Actinopteri, Cyprinodontiformes, Cyprinodontidae.